AUGACUAAAAUUAGAGGUGAUCUUGUUAAAAAGUAUGUUCCUAAGCCUUGUAAAAACAAGAAAAUAAAGACUCAAUCUCAAGUUUCAAGGUGUUCAAAGAGGAAAAAGAUUGUUGUUGAAGUACCCAAGUAUGAUUUGAAUUCUGAUACGAUGGAUGCAAUAGAUAACUAUGAGGAGAGUCUUGAUGAGGUUGAGUCUUGUGAAGAGUGCAGUGGAAACGAGUCCACAAGUGGAGAUAGCCGAGAUGCUGGAGAUGAGGAUGAUGAUCAUCUAUCCUUGCCAACUUGUGCAAGAGAAAUAUCUCGAGACGAAAGAACAAGAGAAACAAUAGAGGAGACGAUGGAAGAGAACAAGGAAGAAAAAAAAGAGGAGAAAGUAGAAGAAUAUGAAGCAAAUGGAGAAGGAGAGAAAGAACAACAAAAGGAGAAGAUAACAGAGAAUGAAGAAGAGAAGAAGCUUGAAAAAGAAGGAAUGACCACUGAAGUUGAAAUGGACGUGAUGAAUAUUGUGAUGGAGCUUAUUGGUCAGGUUGGUGGUGAUUAA
This is a messenger RNA of Solanum lycopersicum (tomato), 543 nucleotides long. Lineage: Eukaryota; Viridiplantae; Streptophyta; Magnoliopsida; Solanales; Solanaceae. The record is from RefSeq and is a predicted model, not a curated record.